Molecule: messenger RNA, 571 nt
Organism: Camelina sativa (false flax)
Lineage: Eukaryota; Viridiplantae; Streptophyta; Magnoliopsida; Brassicales; Brassicaceae
Product: histone H4
Cellular component (GO): nucleosome
Molecular function (GO): structural constituent of chromatin; protein heterodimerization activity; DNA binding
Source: RefSeq, a predicted model, not a curated record
CCAAACAAAACUUCAAAUCGUCUUUUAAACAAAUCUCAAAUUCUCCCAAGAAAAAAGAAAAAAGAAAAAAAUGUCAGGAAGAGGAAAAGGAGGAAAAGGGUUAGGCAAAGGAGGAGCAAAAAGACACAGAAAAGUUCUAAGAGACAACAUCCAAGGAAUCACGAAGCCAGCGAUACGUCGUCUCGCUCGUAGAGGAGGAGUGAAACGUAUCAGUGGUCUGAUCUACGAAGAAACGAGAGGUGUGCUGAAGAUCUUUCUCGAGAACGUGAUUAGAGAUGCUGUGACGUAUACUGAACACGCUAGGAGGAAGACUGUUACUGCAAUGGAUGUUGUUUAUGCUUUGAAGAGGCAAGGACGUACUCUCUAUGGAUUUGGUGGUUGAUUUUAACAAAUUUGAGUUUUCUUUUUGUUUUUGGGGUUUCUUGUGUUUUUAUGAUGAUUAAUUAAGUCUUGCUGUCAAGAAAUUUCAGAAUUAUUUAGGGAUUUAGGGUUUGAGAUUUGUAAUUAGGGUAAUUGCAAGUUGCUGUAAUGAAGAUCUCAUUUGGUUACUGAUAGUUUCAAUUGCUCUUAA